AGCACACCAUGGUAACCGUGCGACGCUCCGCUAAGCUGAAACAUGGCGCGGUGUUUGGUACUAGACUAGCCAGCUGGCUAACGUAAAUAGCAUGUUUAUAAGCUACGUUUCGCUCUCUUUUACUUCCCGAGGGAUCAUCUGUGUGUGUGUGUUGUCGGCGAGCGGUUAACCCCGCCAGGACUCCGGGCGCAUCCGCUCAGCUAUACUAACGCACCACAUAUGCUAGCCUGAACGUUAGCUUGACUGAGUUAGCCAGCUAGCCGGCUGACUGGAUGGUACGUGACACCGGACGCUGCUUCUCCGGCUCCCCAUGGCGUUCUAUGACGUCUAUUCCCACCCGGCUUUGAUUCGGUACAAAACGAGUGUUUGUACGAAAGCCACCCUGUUCGUGUUUGUAGUUCUGUGCCUCACCUACAUCUCCCCUCUGCUCGUUGCCUACAGGAGCCACGGUUUCUGGAUCAAAAGGAGCACCUACGAGGAACAGCCGGUCGUGAGGUUCCAGUACCAGACUCUGCUGGUGGCAGCAACCAGUACUCAGGGAGACCACGUCGCUUGGAGCACCUUCCCCCAUCUCAACAACAUGCUGGGGGCCAACCUCCGGAUCCCUUCUGUCUCUGUAAGAGAAGACGACCAGAACCAAGAUGGGAAGGCGGAUCUCCUGGUUUUUCAACUGCAGCUGCCCCUAAAACCGGAGGAACAGGUGUACAGUGUCCAGCUGCUGCUCACCUUCAGCUACAAGCUCCUUCGGAUGUCCACAGUGGUGAUGCAGAGCCUGGCUUACGUGCAGCACUCCUCUCCCGUCCCUGGAGCGAAGCUGUCGGUCAGCGGGGACCUGAGGCUGGUGCAAAGGACACCCCUGCCCCACCGGGGACUCUACGACCUUUACAAUGUGUCAGUGAUCGAUGGCUCCAGCCCCUUUGCAAGUGCGUACGACCUUGGCAACAUCGUUCGGAGCUACCAGGAAAGAAACCUGACCACAGUGCUGUCCUGUCCCAUGCCAGUGUGGACUGUGGGGCGCGCUGCUGGCUCUCCCUUUCAGCUCAACGCUGAGAUCCGGUACCCAAUGGAGGUCAUUAGAUAUCCUUUAAUAAAUGCAAAAGGGUGUUAUUCUUUGACAUCCCUGCUAUCACAUAACUACACUUUACUUUAACCCCCAUUUAACGCUUACUACAAGUAAUAUGUGCAUGUUAUGUAUUGUUUAUAACUCACUAUACUGUAAAUGUGCAAAAUCUGCUCUAAAGCAAAGUGACAGUGUUGCAAAUUCUAAUGUUCAAGGUGGGAGAUGUACUUGAGAGACAACGGUGCAGACCCCCAACAUACUGUAUACACACGGCACUACGGAUAAGAUUCAAGGGCCACACAUCCAGUCUUCUGACAGCCUCCUCAGUCCGGUCGGAAGACAGGAUAUUUUGCUGAGAAAUCUAUAAGAAUGAUUAAUUAAGACACAUAUCUGCAUACAACUACAUUAAAUUGGGUUUUAAAGCAUGCAUUACAGGUUUAUAUAUAUAUACUUACACUAUAUUAUUUAUUCUGCUUAUAAAUGCUUAAUAUAGGCAACAAGUAAGGGAGGUGUGGCACAAUCUAUAAUGGUCGCGAUAUUCUUUAUACACAUAUGUAUGUAUUUAUUUAUAGACAAUAUUUAGAUUAACCUGAUGAUAUUUUCAUAUUCUUCUUACAUGCCCGUCCUGUAGGACACAGGUGAGGUGAGGCUCAGCAGGUUUUACUACUGAAAGUGUUGAUUUGAAGUGUAAAAGUUGAACGCUGAAAGCCAAAGUUUAAGCGCGUUGAAUCGCCUAAAAGUAGUUGAACUAACUCUUGAAAGGUAAGCAGUCGAACUGUGAAACCACAGACUGUAUAUACAGAUGGAAGACGCACAUGCUCAAAUUAUUGCCAUAUUGGAAUGUGUGAGCUCGUCACAUCUGUUAAUACACAGCAUUAUCUUUAUCUUUUAGGCUCACUCACGACCGCCGCUCAUAUGGUGGUUGCAGCUGACAAUGCCGUCGCCAAGUAAGCAUAGCGCCCACUCUCCCUCAACACGGUUAGCUUUGUCAGCACUGUUACCAUUGUUAGCGCCGUUAGCAUGUAGCCUUCCGGCUCUACCAUCGUCAUGUUGAGAAACGGCAGUCAUGGGCAAAUGUGGGAUGCUCCGAGUGUGACUGGAUGGUAGUAUUGCAUUACUAUUCUAACGCUAUACAAGUACAACAAGUCCAUUUACCAUUACAUUUAAUGAUAAGAAUACAAUACUCAAGCUGUGGUCGGCUACAUCAAAACAUUCCCCACCAGUAUUUGUGUGUUUUAUUGAAGCGGCUGACCUAACCAGAAGAUCUACAUCACUCCAGUGCAUGUUAUAUAGUCAGGGUAGCAUAUGUCUGUCUCUGUGUGUGUGCACAAUAUAAAACAGCACAUGAACUUUGUCCUUUCAGGACUUGUUUCUGGACAGAGAGUUCUCUAAAUAUUUUAUAGCACCUUGCACCAGACAUUUGUUUAUUGUUGGAGAUUUAUUUAUCCUUCCGAAAUAAUAUAUUCGUCUUUUGGUACAAAAAAGGGGCUGCACGGUGGUGUAGUGGCUAGCACUGUCGCCUCACA
Cyclopterus lumpus (lumpfish) is the source of this 2586-nucleotide messenger RNA. RefSeq names its product transmembrane protein 231 (gene tmem231). Gene Ontology annotation, biological process: regulation of protein localization; cilium assembly. Bases 311 to 1150 code for a protein of 279 amino acids. Lineage: Eukaryota; Metazoa; Chordata; Actinopteri; Perciformes; Cyclopteridae. The record is from RefSeq and is a predicted model, not a curated record. The transcript is spliced from 6 exons. Gene Ontology annotation, cellular component: ciliary membrane; ciliary transition zone.